Molecule: messenger RNA, 1629 nt
Organism: Triticum turgidum subsp. durum (durum wheat)
Lineage: Eukaryota; Viridiplantae; Streptophyta; Magnoliopsida; Poales; Poaceae
Source: the annotation of a GenBank genome assembly
AUGGGGAGGAAGAAGGGCGCCGUCGGCGGCGCGAAGAGCGUGGCCGUGCCCGUGCCGGCGCAGACGGAGGUGGAGGUUGAGAAGGAGGCCAAGAAAGCGGCUCCGAGGAAGCGCAACCCGUGCCCCGGAAUCCGCGCCGUCGGCGGCCGGAUCUACGACCCGGAGAACGGCAAGACCUGCCACCAGUGCCGUCAGAAAACAACGGACUUUGCGGUGGCCUGCAAGCAGCCCGGGGGGAAGGGGCCCUGCUCAACCCACUUCUGCCACACGUGCCUGUCCAACAGGUAUGGCGAGGACGCGAAGAAGGCGGCCAAGAAGGCGCGCUGGGCCUGCCCCAAAUGCAGGGGCAUCUGCAACUGCAGCUUCUGCAGAAAGAAGAAAGGGGAGACUCCCACAGGGAUACUGGCCCAUGCCGCCAAGGCGACUGGGCACUCUUCCGUCCAUGAGCUGCUGAAACAGGGCUCGGACAUGGUGGCCGCUGCACAGACGCUGACCUCGCUCCCCGUGAAGAUCAAGAAGGAACAAAAGAGGGCCCUAGGGACAGAUGAUGAUGCCGAUGGAAUAGUGGUUGAUGGGGAUGAGAAUGUAGGGACUGAUCUCAAUGCAUUUCCUUUAUCUCCUGCCAACAAGAAGCUGAAGAAGGGCGCUUCUGAUGAGAGCACUGAUGUGCUCAAGACCAAAACUGAGCUACCCAAAGGUACUCUGGUCACUAAUGUUGUAGGGGCCAAGCUGGAGGCCGACGAUGUUGGGUCUGCGAUUCAGUUUUAUGAAUUCUGCCGCACAUUUGCUGAGGUGUUUCAAAUAAAGAAGGGACAGCCUGAAAAAGUUCUUCAAGUCAUAACUGGAGGAAGCCGUAAAGGCCGAGUGGUGCCUUCAGUUGUUGCUGAUCUUCACAUUAGUUUGCUGUCUGUCCUCCAAGAAGACAGAGGAGAGAACCCUUUGGACUAUUCAAGAGAUGGGGAUGCUUGGAUAACUGAGACUGGCAGAUAUAUUAGUGAAUCCACAGUUAUCUCGAAGGAACUACCUCUUGACUGUUUAAACCAAGGGGUAUCAGGAUAUAAAAAGUUGAGCCCUUCUUUAAAGCUCCAUGUGCUGAAUUUUCUGUGUGAUGAGACCCUUUCUACUGCAACAUUAAGGGGCUUGAUUGUCAAACAAGAUGAAGGUGCCACUGAGAGAAAGAUUGCUGCAAGAGAAAAAAUCCGUGCUGCGAAGGAAAAGGAAAAAGAGCUUAAAGAAAGACUAAAGAAUGAGAUGGAUAAAUCAAUGUUUCUGAGAAAAGGAGAAGAAAUUAAGAGUCUCAUUUCUCAAAUUAAGGAGUUAAAUGAAGACAAGGAGGCAGCAGUAGAUGAUGAGAAGCUGGGAGAUCUACUUAGGACAAAGCCUGUCAGGAAAGACAAAGGGGUUGCAUACUGGAAGUUUGAUGGUUAUUACAAGAAGACCUCAAUAAUGCGCCAAGAGUUUGACACAACAGGGAACAAUGACAAGUGGUUUAUGUUCACUGAGGAAGAAGAAAAAGUAAUUGGAGAUCAUUUGGACCCAAGUGCAAGAGUCAUACCCAGGCAUGAUGACCUACUGAACUUUUGUUUCAGUGGUUUGAAGAGCAAUAUUUUAGAAGCCGGGUAUAUGUAA